Molecule: messenger RNA, 897 nt
Organism: Oncorhynchus nerka (sockeye salmon)
Lineage: Eukaryota; Metazoa; Chordata; Actinopteri; Salmoniformes; Salmonidae
Product: thioredoxin-like protein 4A
Exons: 4
Coding region: 136-564 (142 amino acids)
Biological process (GO): mRNA splicing, via spliceosome
Cellular component (GO): U4/U6 x U5 tri-snRNP complex; spliceosomal complex; U5 snRNP
Source: RefSeq, a predicted model, not a curated record
CAGUGCGCGACCGUAAACACGACGUUUUCCUGGUCUUCGUCUUUUCACUACAGACCAAGGCUUCCCGUUUGCUUCAGUUUAAGGCUUUGGAGUUUGAGUAUUUCAUACGAUACGUGUUGACACUGCAGCGUCAAGAUGUCGUACAUGCUACCGCAUCUCCACAACGGCUGGCAGGUCGACCAAGCCAUUCUAUCCGAGGAGGACAGAGCCCUGGUCAUUAGGUUUGGACACGAUUGGGACCCAACAUGUAUGAAAAUGGACGAAGUAUUGUACAGUAUAGCUGAAAAGGUGAAGAACUUUGCAGUCAUCUAUUUGGUGGACAUCACAGAGGUACCGGACUUCAACAAGAUGUACGAGUUGUAUGAUCCUUGCACCGUCAUGUUCUUCUUCAGGAACAAGCACAUCAUGAUAGAUCUGGGGACUGGUAACAACAACAAGAUCAACUGGACCAUGGAGGACAAGCAGGAGAUGAUUGACAUUGUUGAGACCGUUUACAGAGGGGCGAGAAAAGGACGAGGUCUGGUCGUAUCUCCUAAGGACUACUCCACAAAAUACAGAUACUGAUUGGUUCUUCCCUUUCCAUUGCUUUGUGUGAAGCCCAAUGGGAGAAAAUCUGUCCUUUCAUUAUGAGACUUUCUGGACAGCUGGACUACAAAAAGGCCCAGAUUGAGACCCAAAAAAAUCAUGUUACAGCCAUGUCAUAUUUUUUCAACAGCAGUUAUGAAAAUCACAAUUUAGUUAUUUGAUUUAAUAAAUGUCAUGUUCAUAUUUUAACUGUUUAACUAUUAAAACUGGAUGUUUUACCUGAUAUGAGGCAUGUCUUGCAUUGCUUAAAAGUAGCCGUGCCAAAACCCGACCAUUGGAAUUAUUUUAUAAAGUCUUACUCAUUGAAACCAG